ACUUAGAGAUUCCCGCCUCCUGGAGGCCCGCAACAAAGCGCUGAGUCACGCUGACUGACAGCAGGCGCUCCGCAAACCUGUCCUCCCUGCGCUGUGUCCCUGCUGCUGUGGAGUGUAGGCACCGCCGGCCUUGGCCUCCCUCCUGGGCCUGCGCUACUGCCGACUCAACACCAGAACUUUCUUUAUAAACUCCAAAAUGGCAUCCUCUAAAAAGGUCACUCUCUCAGUGCUCAGCCGGGAGCAGCCAGAGGGGGUUGGAGCACGCGUGCGCAGAAGCAUUGGCAGACCUGAGUUGAAAAUUCUGGAUCCAUUUCUACUGUUUGAUGAAUUUAAAGGAGGAAGGCCGGGAGGAUUUCCUGACCAUCCACACCGAGGAUUUGAAACCGUGUCUUAUCUUCUGGAAGGGGGCAGCAUGGCCCAUGAAGACUUUUGUGGACAUGUUGGUAAAAUGAACCCAGGAGACCUACAGUGGAUGACUGCAGGACGAGGCAUUCUGCAUGCCGAAAUGCCUUGCUCAGAGGAGCCAGCUCAUGGCUUACAGCUGUGGGUCAAUUUGAGACGCUCAGAAAAGAUGGUGGAGCCUCAGUACCAGGAACUGAAAAGUGAAGAGAUCCCGAAACCCACCAAAGAUGGUGUGACAGUCGCUGUCAUUUCAGGAGAAGCCUUGGGAAUAAAGGAUGCCGAGCACUGGUGGCAAAGUUCCCCGGGGAAGGCAAUUGGACAUAGGGGGUCCCAGCCCAUAUUUCCUCAGUCGAAGGUUUACACUCGCACACCAACCUUAUAUCUGGACUUCAAGCUGGACCAAGGAGCAAAGCACUCCCAGCCCAUUCCUAAAGGAUGGACAAGCUUCAUCUAUACCAUCUCUGGAGAUGUAUAUAUUGGGCCUGAUGAUGCUCAACAGAAGAUAGAACCACAUCACACUGCAGUGCUUGGAGAAGGUGACACUGUCCAGUUGGAAAAUAAGGACCCCCAAAGAAGCCAUUUUGUCUUAAUUGCUGGGGAGCCAUUAAGAGAACCAGUUGUUCAACAUGGUCCGUUUGUGAUGAAUACCAAUGAGGAAAUUUCACAGGCAAUUCUUGACUUCAGAAAUGCAAAAAAUGGUUUCGAGGGGGCCAAAACCUGGAAGUCAAAGAUUGGAAACUAAUGAGGAGCCGAAGUGCUGCCCUGCCACUCGGAUGGACUGACCAUGCAGUAUAUUCAGUCUCUGAAGCUGGCUUAACUGGUGCUUCUAAAGCAUUCCACAUUAAGCUGGACGUGGUGUUGCAAGCCUUUAAUCCCAGCGCUCUAGGAGUCAAGAGACAUUGGGGAAUCUCUGUUUUUGAAGCCCAUCUGUCUACAGGGUGAGUUCCAGGACAGCCAGGGCUACAGAAAGAAGCUCUGUCUUGAAAACGCAAAAAUAAAAGCAUAGAAUUCCACAUUAAAAUAAAAAGAUGUAUUUUUUGUAAUAAGUCUUCAGAAUGCAUUAUAUUCAUGUGUGAAAUUGUCAAAGAACAAGUUAAAUUUAAAAAGGAUGUAAUGUACGAUAUUUCCUGAUACAUGGGAAUAAUUUUGUUGUUUUUUUUUAAAAAAAUCAAUGUUCAUCAUUUGGUGGAAAUUAUUA
Messenger RNA from Apodemus sylvaticus (European woodmouse), 1600 nucleotides. RefSeq names its product pirin (gene Pir). Gene Ontology annotation, biological process: monocyte differentiation. The record is from RefSeq and is a predicted model, not a curated record. NCBI's taxonomy places the organism in Eukaryota, Metazoa, Chordata, Mammalia, Rodentia, Muridae. The transcript is spliced from 11 exons. Gene Ontology annotation, molecular function: quercetin 2,3-dioxygenase activity. Gene Ontology annotation, cellular component: nucleus. Bases 197 to 1144 code for a protein of 315 amino acids.